UCAAUUUUUUUUUAUAGCUAAAGUUGGUCAUAUGUAGUUCCCCUUCUACAAAUUUUCAUCACUACUUUGUUAGCUUCUUUCCUCUUUCCUUUAUUUUCUUGAAAUCUCUAAAUUUUUAUUUCCACUGUUAAUCAAACUCACAUAUAUCCUCAUGUGGUUCAUAUCACUUCAUCUUCCCUUAAUUAAUCAAAGACGUUAACACUUCUUUUAAUGAUAGUAAAUAAUCAUGCAAAUUAAUAACCCCUUCUUUUUCUCUUUACCACCAAAACUAGCAAAAACACGUCAACAACUAUGAACCCCCAAUCACCAACCACAAGAUCACCACCACUACCACUACCACCCUCCUAUAGCAACAACCCCAACGACGAUGACAACGAUGAUGAUUUUCGUGACAUCCAUGCUCUAACACCGCCUUCUCACCCCCUGCCUCCUAGUCAACAACGUAUGUUUGAUGCUAAUAGCCGUCGAUCAUCCAACCUUUCCGUGGCAAGCGACAUCACCAACUCUAGUGAGAAUUUUACUACCAUGAGUAGGGAGUUCAACGCUCUUGUUAUAGCGGGGUCCACUAUUGAUCACAACGACUAUAGCACCAAUAGUAACCAAGUUGGUGGAAAUAACGGGUAUGGGUAUGGGAAUGGAAAUGGGAAUGAUUGGAAUAAUAAUAUAAGUUUAGAUAGGAUCGGAGAAGAGGAGGGGGAGGCCGAAGAGACUAAUCCGUUGGCUAUAGUGCCGGAUAUUAACCCUUUGCCUUCCCCUCCCGGAAGGCAAGGGAAUAGGAGUGAUUCAUCGUCAGGUCACCAUUUAAUGGGAUCGAGUAGUCGUAGUACUACUACCAAUAAUAAUAAUAACAGUAACAGUAAUAGUAAUAGUUAUAGUAAUAAUAGUAGUGGUGGGGAGAUGGCCAUACAUCAUGUAAAAAAAGAGGAGGUUGAAACAAAGAUCGCGGCAUGGCAAACCGCUAAGAUUUCGAAAAUAAACAAUCGAUUUAAGAGGGAGGAUGCGAUAAUUAGCGGAUGGGAGAAUGAACAAGUUCACAAGGCUUCUUCUUGGAUGAAAAAAAUUGAGAGAAAAUUGGAAGAGAAACGAGCAAAAGCAAUGGAAAAGACGCAAAAUGACAUAGCGAAAGCACGUAGAAAAGCCGAGGAAAGGAGAGCAUCAGCAGAAGGAAAGAGAGGAACCAAAGUGGCUAGGGUGCUUGAAGUAGCCAACUUGAUGAGAGCUGUUGGAAGACCACCAGCUAAACGCUCUUUCUUCUAAGCAUCCUUUCGUUAUUUUUAGAAUUUUUACAUGCUAUAAUUUGCAAUAUGAUAUAUAGAUAAUACUACAAAGUACAAAAUUUACUAGGCACUUAAAAAAGUGCUUUAGAAUCCUCUGUUUUUUGGAUACAGAGGUUUCCAAGUUUAAAAAACAUAUUAGUGUGGUGUGUUUCAAGAGGAAAUGCAAGCUAGCGUUUCUCUUUGUAAGCGUUUUGGGUUAUCAUGGUAAUGGUGCCUUGAGCCCUUGUACAGUUUUGUUGUUGUAAGUUACAAGGAAACUAAUGUACGAAGUAUGAUGCAUGUUUGCAAAUGAGAAUUAUGGUGUAUACAUGCUAGUUUUCA
This is a messenger RNA of Chenopodium quinoa (quinoa), 1598 nucleotides long. Its product is annotated as remorin 4.1-like. The record is from RefSeq and is a predicted model, not a curated record. Bases 292 to 1257 code for a protein of 321 amino acids. The transcript has 2 exons. NCBI's taxonomy places the organism in Eukaryota, Viridiplantae, Streptophyta, Magnoliopsida, Caryophyllales, Amaranthaceae.